Messenger RNA from Symbiodinium natans, 1366 nucleotides. The record is from the annotation of a GenBank genome assembly. NCBI's taxonomy places the organism in Eukaryota, Dinophyceae, Suessiales, Symbiodiniaceae.
GAAUGUGGCUGCAGCUCGACUGUGUCCGGUGCAAGACGUUGAUGGUGACAAGGCAUAUGCUGCGCGAGUGGCGCGAAUAUGUCGGUCGGUUGCCGAGCAAGGCAAUUGCAAACAUGUGGUGGAUCAAGCUAUGGCAGCUCUGAGUCGUGAGCAUGAUUGCAACUUGAUGGAUGUAUGUGACUCAGACCCAGACCCAGAUGUACAGUUCAUCAGUGAGUCUGUGUCUCAGGAGCGCACGGCCCAUUCUGAGCACUUGUAUCAACUGCUACAAGACAUGCGAGCAACAUCGCUGUCUACAGAAUUUUCCGGCAUUGACACUCCUGCUACGUCUUUCAUCAUGAUGGGCACAGCUAUCUGCGCGGAGCUGAACAUGGACAAAUCUCAUGUCCCUGCGCCAGCCAACAUGUCGGCGGUUGAGUGGUCUGCGCAGGCCCGAGAAGAGUUGCUUCGUCACCCACAUUGUCCACAGCAUGUCUUCGGGGAUAUGAAUGACUUCUGGCGUCCCCAUAUUGCCGCACAGCUGGAUGUCCUGGCAGCCAACGACACGGCAAUUAAUGAAGUACUGUUGCCGCUGAUGCGCAGGGGCGAAGCAACAAUCAGAAAAGCAUGGUGCUACAAGCACGGGCAGAUGUGUGAGGUCGAUCGUGCAGCUGAUUUACAUGUUGCAGGGACACCAUGCACGGAUUACAGUCAGCGAGGUUUGAUGAUGCGCGAGCAGGGGGUCACGUGGAAAGCCUUCCUCAGCUGGAUUUCUCGACGAUGGGAUUAUCAGGAAUCCCUGAUAAUCCAGGAGAACGUCAUUAAUUUCGACGCAUCAACCUCGGAGCAUUUCUUGGGAGCGAUAUACUUUGUAUCCGUGGCGCUGAUUGACCCCAACAUGUAUGGCAUGCCUAUAACGAGACCAAGACAGUACUGCAUUCUACGCCAUAAGUGGAAGACUGGUGCUGCACUUGCGCCAGUCAACGUGUUCGUGGAGAUGUUCAGGGCGCCUGUGAGGUUUGGCGAGUACAACCAGGAGCUGGCUGCGAUGGAGCCUGCUUGGGAUUCAUACUUUGGUUCUCCUGCCGAGGACGUUUGGGAAGAAUUGAUGUGGGCAUGCUCUCGACCUGAAAGCCGAGCAAAAGUAGAUGGGUGCGGUAUCGCCAGCCUGGAAGCCUUCAAGCAUGCACUCGUGAAUGAUGUUGAACUUGUUCGCAAGGCAUUUGAGCGUGCGUUGACGACAGUCGAGUUCAAUUUCCUGGCAGAGUACCGAACACGGAAGACUGGCGGUGCAUAUUCAUUGAAUCAAAAUCCCAACUUCAGUGCUACCAUGAGCGGAUGGUCGAAACUUCACACGCUGAUCCGCAAUGCUGGUAUUCUGUGGUAG